Molecule: messenger RNA, 231 nt
Organism: Acanthoscelides obtectus
Lineage: Eukaryota; Metazoa; Arthropoda; Insecta; Coleoptera; Chrysomelidae
Source: the annotation of a GenBank genome assembly
AUGUCGACAUAUCGAUCGGCAGUUACCGUCACGCCUGCCCCUUCAAAAAAUAGGGACCCCAAACGCCAAAAGAUCCAACAGUACAACAAACGGUAUCAUGUGGGCUAUGAAGUGACCUUUCAUAUAGGUGCCGUGGAUUUUCUGCUGUCCAAAAGCGAAAAUUCUGCUAGUUCACACACCCAGGCACGAAAUGUGCAUAAUGGAUUUUUGAAACGGUCGAAAAUUAUGUAA